GAAGUCGUUCCUCCCGAAGAAGACAAACAGCCCGUGGAGACAUCAACGGCGAGCGAGUCUCGCGAAGACACCCGACCAGUCGAGGAACCCUUCGGGCCAGAUGACUUUCUGGACGAUUUCGGAAAGCAGUUUAUAGGAUACACAUUCAAGGAACUGCAAAGGGCUCCUAUCGACUCGCCACAGAAAGAUCCCGAAUUUUAUGUACGUGGACUGGGUGUACGUGGACUGGAAGAUGAACUGGGAGGUCUAUAUCUCAAAUACCUUGAAUAUCAGGUGCAGUAUGAGAGUACAGGACGGUGCCACGGUUGCAUUGUCACCAUGGCGCUUGCUGAAAUGCGCGGUCAUGCAGACCAUUGGAGAGACAGACGCAGUGUGGCUCAUGCGCUGAGCUUUCUUUGGAAAGGGACCCCGGAUGAUGAAAAGCAGUUCAUUCUCGAAAAUUUCCCCGCUUUCAAACUUGUAGAUGAAUAUGCUGCUAAACAACCGUAA
This is a messenger RNA of Cooperia oncophora, 489 nucleotides long. Lineage: Eukaryota; Metazoa; Nematoda; Chromadorea; Rhabditida; Trichostrongylidae. The record is from the annotation of a GenBank genome assembly.